UUUACAGUGAGUGUGCAUAUCUCACUCUCUCUACUGAGUCUACUCCCAGUUCAAUCAGACAUGUCGGAGCCCCGCCACCUGAAUCCCAUCUCCGCCAUCAUCCUCCUCCUCUUCUUCUCUCUCCCUCUCUCACAACCCCUCUCCUCGGCCCCAAUUCAACAUCAAGAUCACCAAAACUCCGACCCAAUUUCCCGAUUCCGAAACUACCUGCGAAUCAACACCGCCCACCCAACCCCAAACUACGCCGCCGCCGUCGACUACCUCUCCGAAUUCGCCGCCACCAUCCCCUGCCUCCAAACCCGAAUCCUCUACCUCACCACACCGGACAAGCCCCUCCUCCUCGUCACCUGGGCCGGCUCAAACCCUACCCUCCCUGCAGUUCUGUUCAAUUCACACCUCGAUUCGGUCCCCGCCGAGCCGUCCAAGUGGCUUCACAACCCCUUCGUCGCCGAAUUAUCCGAGGACGGCAAGAUCUACGCCCGUGGCGCUCAGGACGACAAAUGCAUAGGUAUGCAGUAUUUGGAAGCCAUUAAAGAGCUAAAACAUUCCGAUCCCGAUUAUACCCCUCUGAGAACAGUUCAUAUCUCGUACGUGCCUGAUGAGGAAAUUGGGGGAUUUGAUGGGAUGACGAAAUUUGUUGAGAGUAGAGAGUUUAGGGAACUGAAUCUAGGGUUUGUGUUGGAUGAAGGGCAAACCUCUGUGAAUGAUGAGUUUAGGGUGUUUUUCGCGGAUCGCACUCCGUGGCAUUUGGUGAUCAAGGCGACUGGAAUGCCCGGGCAUGGAUCAAGAAUGUAUGAUAAUAGUGCCAUGGAGAAUUUAAUGAAGAGUGUGGAGGUUAUUAUGAAGUUUAGGGAGAAUAAUUUUGAUAUGGUUAAAGCAGGCCUGGCUAUGAAUUCGGAGGUUAUCUCAGUUAACCCGGUUUUCAUGAAAGCUGGAAUUCCAUCAGCUUCUGGGUUUGCAAUGAAUAUGCAACCAUCUGAAGUGGAGGCUGGCUUUGAUGUUCGGCUGCCACCAACGGUCGAGCCCGAGCUCAUGAGAAGAAGGAUUAUUGAGGAAUGGGCCCCGACAUGGAGGAACAUGACUUAUAAGUUAACUGAAAAAGGGCCUCUAAGAGACAAAAAUGGACGCCCUUUGUUGACCGCAACUAAUGAUUCUAAUCCAUGGUGGUCUGUAUUCAAACAAGCUGUUGAGGCAGCUGGUGGGAAGCUUGCAAAGCCUGAGAUUUUGUCUUCAACUACCGAUGCUCGAUUCAUGAGGCAGAUGGGAAUUCCCACCCUUGGCUUUUCACCUAUGAAGAAGACUCCAAUACUGCUUCAUGACCAUAAUGAGUUUUUACCGGCUAGUGUUUACUUAGAGGGGAUUAAGGUUUACGAGCACAUAAUCAGGUCGUUGAGUUCGUUUGAUGGAGUAGGAUGCUGAUGUCAUUUGCAGCAUGGAAGUAUUUAUCAGUCUGAAUACUCAUUUAAAUUCCCAUCUGAAGCCUGUGUCGAAUAUGCACGACUUUAAGGACUAUUUGGGACAACAGGCUUGAAGGGUAUGAGUUUGUACAAUGCUCCAGAGUUUGGACUUUUUAGCUGUGUUUGGUAAAAUCCCCCCUAUAUAUUAAUUCAGAACAUGCUGAGCCUAACUGGCAGCUCUCGCAUGCUUCGAGAUCCUAUGUGGCAAAAUUACAUGCUUCGUUAUUAGGCUUGGGUAGAUUUUAAUUUAUUUUCAAUCCAAAAAUAAUUAUAUUCGGACUAUCCAUAAAUACGUUGGUUAUUUAUGGUCAUGUUAUGUAUAUUAAUUACAUCUUAAUAUCAUUUCUUAUUAUAACCAUUGAACUGUAAAUAUAUUUUAAAAAUUAAUAACUUUUGUAUUUUUUAUC
Molecule: messenger RNA, 1864 nt
Organism: Striga asiatica
Lineage: Eukaryota; Viridiplantae; Streptophyta; Magnoliopsida; Lamiales; Orobanchaceae
Source: the annotation of a GenBank genome assembly